Pundamilia nyererei is the source of this 1804-nucleotide messenger RNA. RefSeq lists its product as uncharacterized. The coding region runs from base 24 to 1727 and encodes 567 amino acids. The record is from RefSeq and is a predicted model, not a curated record. NCBI's taxonomy places the organism in Eukaryota, Metazoa, Chordata, Actinopteri, Cichliformes, Cichlidae. The transcript has 13 exons. Gene Ontology annotation, molecular function: single-stranded DNA binding.
GUUAUUGUUUGGGCUUCUUCAACAUGGCAGCCGCGGGCUGCCUCUUCCAGAGAACCCUGGCUCGGUCCAGACCCGGUACUAACAAGGCAUCUCCAUCCUCUUCGGUUGUCUGCAGGGAGUUCCUCUAUGUGGUGGACUUACAGCGCUAUACCAGGGACCAGGGCUUCCCCGUCUACUUCCCCCAGGCCGUCCUCAAAGGUGACGACUUGUACGACGCCACAUUGAGUGAUGGGGACUGCCGGGUUCAGGUGACUAUGGAUCCUGGUCUGAACCGGCUGGUGGAGAGGAACAUCCUGCGGCCUGGGCUUGCAGUGAGACACGCCACCUUCAGCACUGCCAUUACCGCACAGCUCCCAGAGUGCUCCGGGGCCUUUGGGGAAGGAGCCAGCUACAGGCUGGUGAGCCUGGAGGUGAUGGACGAGGAUGAAGAAGUCGGGGUCAGAUGGUCGGAUGUGGACUGGGACUCUUUGCCCUGGUUUGGAUCCUCAAAAACUGAAGCAGGUCCUUUGGUUCCUCUGAGAGCCAGCAGGACCGUCUUUCUCCCUCUGUGGAACAAUGUGGACUACAGCGGGGAGGUGUGGAUGGAAGCCACUGAUAAAGAGACAGCGGGUCAGGAAGCAGAAGAAGAGCCAGAGGAAGGACGAUGUCCUGCUGUGACCAUAUCCGAGUUGCGUGAGUCCUACCUGUACGGUUGCCGUGGCAUCGCCAGAGGCGCCGUCCAACACGAACUGAUUGUACGCAUCAUCAAAAAAUCACAUCUCAUGUAUUACGGGAGAACAAACCGGAACUGUGAGUGUCCUUAUAAGGCGGUGCUGGAGGUGAAUGAUCGGACAGGAAAUGUGUGGGUGGUGUUGUGGAACAGUGUAUGUGUCAGCUGGUACCGCUGCCUCAAGCCCGGUGACAUCAUCAGCCUGAGACGCUAUCGAGUCAAACAGCAUUACCAGGCUGAGCUCAACGACAUAGAGAUCAGUGUGAACAGCAGAAAUCCUGCUGCACGGAUUUCUGUCCUCCAAGAAUCCACUGUUUCACCUGACUAUCUGCCGCCUGCACCCACCUACAGCUUCUACAACAGUAAGGAGCUGCUGGACUGCCCUAACGGUGCUGAAUGUGAUGUUAUUGGCCUGCUGAUGUUCUCAGGACGGCCGGAGCGAAUCAGGAGCAAGGAUGGCAGAGGGGUGGAGCUUCUGGAGUAUCGCUGGCUACGAUUGGAGGACGGGACGAGUGAGCAGCCAGUCAUGGUGAAACUUUUCUCCACGUCUCAGCCAGAAACCCACCUGAGGCUGUACCCACUGUCCGUGGUUGUUUGUACACGACUGAAGGUGGUCAGGUCCUCGGAUCAAGGUCACAACUGCUUCUACCUGACCAACACCACCUACACACAGGUGUACUGCACAGGCCUGGGGCACCACUCAGAGAUGAGUUACCGCAGGCUCCGCCCAGUUCGGCAGUUCCUCCAGUGGCUGAGGAGCCAGGACGAUGAAGAGGUGCUGAACAGGGCUCUGAUUGGAGGCUUCUUCAUCUACCCGCCCCCUCCGGUCUCCUUGGAAACAUACAUGAAGGACAAGAGAGGCGAGCUGGGAUUCCUGCAAGGGGCGGAGCUUAAGAGGGAGGUGGAGCGGCUCUGUUACAGGGAGAGACACACGUUCUGUAUCCAGGCUACCAUCACCAUGGUUACUUAUAGCCGCAGAGGAGAGGUAACAGCUAGUGCACAAUUAUCUGUUAUGUAAAUGUAAACUUCUUUACUUUGUGAUCUGAUCUGUAAACAGUUCAUUAUUUUACAUUUCUCAUCUGUUCUAACAAAAAU